Messenger RNA from Aspergillus clavatus NRRL 1, 3261 nucleotides. RefSeq names its product GTPase RIA1. The record is from RefSeq and is a predicted model, not a curated record. NCBI's taxonomy places the organism in Eukaryota, Fungi, Ascomycota, Eurotiomycetes, Eurotiales, Aspergillaceae. Gene Ontology annotation, biological process: cytosolic ribosome assembly. The transcript has 6 exons. The coding region runs from base 1 to 3261 and encodes 1086 amino acids. Gene Ontology annotation, molecular function: GTP binding; GTPase activity; ribosome binding. Gene Ontology annotation, cellular component: cytosol; ribonucleoprotein complex.
AUGCCUGUCGUUAAUGUAGAUGACCUCGUCCGUCUCCAGCAGAGAUCUCAGGACAUACGGAAUAUUUGUAUUCUUGCGCACGUUGAUCAUGGAAAAACCUCAUUAACAGACGGCCUCAUUGCCACAAAUGGCAUCAUCUCACCCAAACUGGCGGGCAAGAUCCGCUAUCUGGACUCACGUCCCGAUGAACAGCUUCGAGGCAUUACGAUGGAGUCCUCGGCUAUCUCGCUAUAUUUUUCUAUGAUGCGCCGGUCUUCCCCAGAGGCUGCACCGCAGCCCAAGGAGUACCUGAUCAAUCUGAUUGACUCUCCCGGCCACAUCGACUUUAGCAGCGAGGUAUCAACAGCAUCACGGCUCUGUGAUGGAGCCUUGGUCCUUGUUGAUGCUGUUGAAGGUGUAUGUAGUCAGACGGUUACUGUUCUACGUCAGACCUGGGUCGACCAACUGAAGCCCAUCCUUGUUAUUAACAAGAUUGACAGACUGGUGGGGGAACUGCAGAUGAGCCCCAGCGAGGCUUACUCCCAUCUGAGCAGACUCUUGGAACAAGUGAACGCAGUAAUUGGAAGCUUUUACCAAGGCGAACGGAUGGAAGAAGAUCUUCAAUGGCGAGAGCGUAUGGAAGACCGUAUCAAUGCUUCCGCCACUCGAACUUCGCAGAAGCAGGAACAAGACGACGAGUCCAACUUGAGCACCGCCGAAGACGCAGAGUUCGAAGAACGAGACGACGAAGAUCUGUACUUUGCCCCUGAGAAGAACAAUGUGAUUUUCUGCAGUGCCAUUGAUGGCUGGGCGUUUACGGUCCGCCAAUUCGCCGCAUUGUACGAAAAGAAAUUGGGAAUCAAGCGGUCCAUCCUUGAGAAAGUCCUUUGGGGAGAUUUUUACCUUGACCCGAAGACCAAACGUGUUCUGGGGCAGAAGCAUCUGAAAGGACGGGUACUCAAGCCUAUGUUUGUGCAGUUGGUGCUCGAUAGUAUCUGGGCUGCGUACGAAGCUACAACUGGAGGAGGAAAGGGCAAAGGUGACCCGGUUUUGUUGGAGAAGAUCACAAAAUCCUUGAAUGUCACCAUUCCAGCCUACAUCCUACGCUCCCGCGAUCCUAGGAACAUUAUGAUGACAUUAUUCUCUAUGUGGCUUCCGCUAUCUACAGCUGUCCUGGUAUCGGUCAUUGAAUAUCUUCCUAGCCCUCCAGCCGCUCAGGCCACCCGUUUACCAGCUCUGAUCGAAGGCUCUCCAGGAGCCGACUUCAUCGACCCGAAGGUCAAGAAUGCAAUGAUCCAGUUCAAGACAGACAAAGAUGAGCCGGUUGUGGCAUAUGUCAGUAAGAUGGUCGCCAUACCUGAAAGUGAACUGCUGUCUAGUAAGAAGCGCUCCGGUGCUACCUUGUCGGCAGACGAGGCCCGAGAAAUUGCGCGCAAGAAGCGUGAGGAGAUUGCAAAGAUGCAAGCCGAGGCAGGGGUCACUAUCGACCAGACUGGCGACUACGCUCGCAUCACAUCGGCCUUCGAAGUGACUACACUCGAUGACAACGAGGAGCAGGCUGAGCUGGAGGAGAAGGAAGAUCCUGAGCACCUGAUUGGAUUUGCAAGACUCUACUCGGGCACCCUUUCUGUGGGUGAUAGUGUCUAUGUUCUUGCUCCCAAGUUCUCUCCGUCCCAUCCCCAUGCAAGCCCUGAGCCACAGAAAGUUACCGUUACGGACCUGUAUCUCCUCAUGGGCAGAAGUCUGGAGCCACUGCAAACCGUCCCUGCCGGCGUGAUCUUUGGCAUUGGUGGCCUGGCAGGCCAUGUCCUCAAGAACGGAACUCUUUGUUCGCAACUUGAGGGUGGUAUCAACUUGGCUGGUGUCUCACUCAGCGCUCCGCCAAUUGUGCGAGUUGCACUUGAGCCAAUGAAUCCUGCCGAUCUCAACAAAAUGGUCAUAGGCUUGCGGAUGCUGGAACAAAGCGACCCAUGUGCAGAAUAUGAGGUUCUCCCCAGUGGCGAGCAUGUGAUCUUGACUGCGGGCGAAUUGCAUUUGGAGCGGUGCAUAAAAGAUCUCCGCGAGCGAUUCGCAAAGUGUGAGAUCCAGACCGGGCAGACAAUCGUGCCGUAUCGGGAGACAAUCAUCAGCAGCUCUGAGAUGGCAGCUCCCAAGAAACCUGAACUCGGCAGAGGAGGUGUGCUUGCGGUUUCACCUUCUAAACAGCUGACUGUCAAGCUGCGUAUCGUGCCCUUGCCCGAAGCUGUUACGGAGUUCUUCAGCAAACACGUCGGAACGAUCAAGCGCCUGCAGGCGGAGAAGCGAUCAGCAGCGGAAGCUAAGUCUGACGAAGAAACGAACAACGAGCAGUCAGAUACAGUCCAGCCAGCCGAGACUGCCGAUGCCGCUGGAGAGGCCCGGGAGGGCAGCCAUCUUUCCUUGAACGACUUCAGACAGGAGCUCGCCAAGAUCUUCGAUCAAGAAGUCAAAGAGGACAAAGAGCUAUGGAAGGAUGUCGUGGAUAGAAUCACGGCGUUCGGUCCCCGGCGAGUAGGGCCCAACAUCCUAGUCGAUGCUACCGCAGUCAAUACCUGCGACAAAUUCCUCGUCGACGACCCCAAGCAGCAAUCCAACAGCACAGAAGACAGCACCCGUGACGCCCUGAUCGUCCGCGACUUCUGCGACAAGAUCGCAUAUGCCUUCCAGCUCGCUACAGGCCAAGGCCCCCUCUGCCAAGAACCCAUCCAAGGCAUCGCCGUCUUCCUCGAGGAAUUCACCGUCAACUCCAACGGCGAAGAACUAGACCUCGGCCGCCUCACAGGCGAAGUCAUCCGCCUCGUCCGCGAGAGCAUCUCACAGGGUUUCCUCGACUGGAGCCCGCGGAUCAUGCUCGCGAUGUACAGCUGCGAGAUCCAAGCAUCUACUGAGGUCCUCGGCCGAGUCUACGGCGUUAUCACUCGCCGCCGCGGCCGGAUCCUCUCCGAGACUAUGAAAGAGGGUACUCCCUUCUUCACCAUCCUGGCGCUCCUCCCCGUCGCCGAGUCGUUCGGUUUCGCGGAGGAAAUUCGCAAGCGGACGUCGGGCGCUGCACAGCCGCAGCUCAUCUUUGCGGGCUUCGAGGCGCUGAACGAGGAUCCGUUCUGGGUUCCUGCGACGGAGGAAGAAUUGGAGGAUCUGGGUGAGUUGGCGGACCGUGAGAAUGUGGCGAAGCGGUAUAUGGAUGCGGUGCGUAGGAGGAAGGGACUGGUUGUUCAGGGAAGGAAGUUGAUUGAUGCAGAGAAGCAGAAGACUUUGAAGAAGUAA